Bipolaris victoriae FI3 is the source of this 309-nucleotide messenger RNA. RefSeq lists its product as hypothetical. The transcript has a single exon. The annotation marks the transcript as partial. The record is from RefSeq and is a predicted model, not a curated record. NCBI's taxonomy places the organism in Eukaryota, Fungi, Ascomycota, Dothideomycetes, Pleosporales, Pleosporaceae.
AGUAAGAACACUAAUAGCACUAAGUUAAAUAUUAAGACUAGUAACUCGUUUAGCAAUUACGAGAUAUGCUUAAAAAGCAAAUUUACUAGUAAGAUAAGUAGAGAUCUAAUCUUAACUCUAGUUAAUAAUUUUAGCAAUCUUAUCUACUACGAUCUAGAAGAAUCUAUUAAGCUUAGAACGAAUAAGGGCUAUAGAUACUAUAUUACCUUUCUAGACUAUUAUACUAAGUAUCUUAAAGUUAAUCUUCUUAUAUCUAGAUUAGAGCUUAUAGUACUAGUUAAAGCUUUUAUUAAAAGAGCUAAAGUAUAA